This is a messenger RNA of Rotaria sp. Silwood2, 1023 nucleotides long. The record is from the annotation of a GenBank genome assembly. Lineage: Eukaryota; Metazoa; Rotifera; Eurotatoria; Philodinida; Philodinidae.
AUGGCAAUGAAUGUCAUCACAAAAAAAAAUCCAACAACAACUGCUGCUACUUCACGCACACCUUAUCUUUCAAUGAUGACAUCUAAUGUAACCAGUAAUAAUAAUAAUAAUAAUAAUAAUAAUAAUAAUAAUAAUAUAAAACGGCGUGAAAGUUCAAUCGGUGAAGAUUCAGGUGUUCAAACAGAUCACGAUAGCGCAGGAAAAUCUUAUCGUUCAACAAUAACUAGUUCAGCGAAUACUGUUCCUUCUUUACCAUCAUCAUCAUCAUCAUCAUUAAGUUCAAAACCAAAAGACACAACGACGGCGCCUAAUCCUCGUUCGGGACCAACUUCUACUACGAUGGUCACAUCAUCGACACUUAUUCCUCCUACUAUUGAUACUAAACUAUUAUCAUCAUCAUCAUCAACACCAUCACCAUCAUCAUCAACAACAACACUUAUAUCUCGUAAAGAUUCGAAUGCAUCAAGUUCAGGUGCUUUUUCUGAACCAUCACGAUCAUUUGGUCAAGAAGAAAAUUCGUCCGAUUCAUUAUUUAGUCAUACAUCACCAUCAUCACAUUAUGUUAUUAAAUGUAAUGUAAAUCCAAAAUCUACAAUAUCAACAUCACCAAUGCCAUUAACACCACGUGUUAAAGUAACUGUACAACAACCUUCUAUAACAACUAUACCAUCACGUACAGAUUCAUCAUUUGAUAAUGUUUUAUCAUCAUUAUCACAUUUAAAAACUCCGACUACGAAUACUUUACCUAUAAUGACAACAAGUAUAGCAUCGAGUGCACCAGAAUUUUCUCUAAGUGGUGCAUCAAGUAUUGAAGAUUCAGAUGAAUUAGUAUCAUAUGAUAAAUAUUUAUCACCACAUGGAAGACAAUCGAAUCCUUCACCUGAACUUCGUAAAAAGACAUUUGAUGAUUGGACUAAAUUAGAACAAAGAUAUUUACCACGUAGUAAAAGUGAAAUAAAUACAGUACCAACAGAACAAGCUCAGCAACAAAUAACUACUAGUCAAAUAAAACCGGUUAGUUAA